UCUGGUUUCUUCCGAUUUUUGGACAACGGAUUAGAGAUUAGGACGGCCACAUGCCAUACAUCCGGAAUUUGAAUGUUCACGGGGCUUAUCAGCAAUAUUUUUGGCUUCGUUGUUUCUUCAACUUAUAGCUACAUCUCAGUACACUUUUUAAAUUCGAUUUGAGUAGAUGGAACAUCUCAAAAUGCUGAGGCAGUUAUCCUAUUUGCUAGGCUUAUUAAUUUUUCCAAGUGUGCAAGGAGGAAUCGCGUCCAAUCCAAAGGAUCAGUCGUUGUGCGUUCUCCAAGAUGAACCAAGACAGUGCGGCUCCUAUUGCCUGGGCGCACUCAACCCGCUUUUAGACCAUUCUGAUAAUAUCCGAAAAAGGUUGGAUGAAAUCGAGACAGGACUCGAUUCGAGAUUCAAGCUGGCGGAAGAACAACAUAUGGCGGUGAACUCCGAAAUGAAGAACCAACUGCAGGAACUCAUCACAAAAGAAGACUUCGCGAAUUCAAUUAAGGCUCUGCAGACCAAGCUGGUUGCGAGAUUGGACAGAAUGGAGGAACUUAGGACGUUAAAAAUAACAGCCGAUGCCAACGAUGAACUCAAAAGCCAACUUAAUACUUUGAAAAACACUAUAAAAGACUUGCAGAGUCAGUUAAAAAUAUCGGAAGGUCAAACCAAAAGCAAAGAGGAUAUUUUAAAGGUGAAAGAGGAGCACCUUAAAAAUAGAGAUGAACAAAUCUCGACCCUUACGACUCAAAUAACAGCUAUUGAGAAAACAAAAUCAGAACUAUCUAGUCAGCUUUCGGAAUUGCAAAAUUAUGAUAUUUUUCCUUGUCCCAGUGGCAAUGGGAUUUACGAAAUAAAGGUUCGGGGUCUUGAACCCUUUGAAGUGCCAUGUGCGACGUCUCCACGUGGUUGGACUGUAAUUCAGAGACGCAUUGACGGAUCCGAGAACUUCGAUCGAAACUGGAAUGAUUAUAAAUAUGGAUUUGGGGAUGUCAGAGGAGAAUUCUUCAUCGGGCUGGAAAAAUUGCAUCGAAUGACAGAGGCACGACCCCACGAACUCUACAUUAAACUUGGGAGUGUUAAUGGAUCCACCAGCUACGCUCAUUACGAUGACUUUAAGAUUGGGAGUGAAAAGGAAUUGUACGAGUUGAAGAAUCUAGGUGAAUAUUCUGGUGAAGCCGGAGACUCCCUUACAUACAGUAAGAACCAAAUGUUCUCCACAUUUGAUCGGGAUAAUGACAAUAAAAGUAACGGAAAUUGUGCCUCUAGAUAUGGUGCAUGGUGGCACAAUAGCUGUUCAUACAGUGCGCUCAAUGGAAAAUACUUCAAAGAUGGCGAAAGUUAUUACGGAGUUAAUUGGGACUCAUGGCAUGAAGAUAUGUUUGAAUCACUUAUCUUUGUCGAAAUGAUGAUAAGGCCCAAGUACACGGUUUAAGUAUGAACUAUUUCAAUAGUAAUACAAAGUACGAAAUCUGUACUGUACUCUUAAUGCUGUCUAUUAUUAUUAAUUUGUUUUCAUUUGAUGAAA
Molecule: messenger RNA, 1516 nt
Organism: Drosophila rhopaloa
Lineage: Eukaryota; Metazoa; Arthropoda; Insecta; Diptera; Drosophilidae
Product: fibrinogen-like protein 1
Exons: 3
Coding region: 167-1423 (418 amino acids)
Source: RefSeq, a predicted model, not a curated record